Molecule: messenger RNA, 1398 nt
Organism: Actinia tenebrosa (Australian red waratah sea anemone)
Lineage: Eukaryota; Metazoa; Cnidaria; Anthozoa; Actiniaria; Actiniidae
Source: RefSeq, a predicted model, not a curated record
GGAUUGCUUUGAUAAGAUCGUCAUCAUCAGCCAAGAUGCCUGUUUCUCCUGAAGACGUUAUCACAUUAUUUGCUAUCUUAACCAGCGAUAGUCGUUAUCGUAUCCUUGUGAGUGAUCGACGAAUGAAAGGUGGAAUUAUUGCUGGGAUAGGUGCUACAGUCGGUGGGGUUUGUGGAGGACCGAUCGGAGUGGUAGUCGGUGGUGUUGUUGGAGGUACAGUAGCUGCGUGGACUACUAAGAGAGUGGCGAUACCUUUGGAACAGUUUUUAACCGACAUGAACAAAGAAGAAAGAGAACAUUUAUAUCAGUACAUGAGGUAUCUUGUCGACGACUGUAAAGUCAAAAACUUUGUGGCGUUGAAUGCAAAGGUGGCCUCGGAUUGGGAAUUACGAAGGCGGUUCUUGGAUGUAUUAUUCUGUUACUUGAAGACAGAAAUGAAGCUUACGCUAAUCGACAACUGAAGAAGGAAAUUAAUGAUUACAAGAUUUGUGAAAACUGUGAGUAAAAGGAGUGCAUGACUGAAGUACGAGCAAUCUACUGAUACGGUGAGUCUACAGGAAUAAAUCAAAUCAAGAUGUAGGAAAGUGAACGCUGCAAAAACCUGAUCAUAUUCUAGUAUUGAUCUGAUGUCGACUUCAUGCGAGAAUAGUUGGUGUCGUAACACAGAACGUGUAAACUUAUGACCAGUUCAGUUUUUGUUAUGAUAUUUUGUUGCCCUUAUUGUUUUCAUCUCUUUGAAAACUUUUUAUAAACAUCUGGAUUUUUAAUGUUUAGUUGGGAGAUCUAUUUAAUGCGUGAUAAGAAUAUUCAAUUUUACUUCCUCAAAAUAUUUCGUUUUGUCAUGAUCAUAAUAGUAUUAUCAAAGCUCUAUUUACUGCUUGUAGUACAUGAAGAGAAAAAAUAUCAUAGACAAGAUAGAAAGUUAUGAAUAACAGCUGUAGUUAGAAUCUUUUCGGCUCUUUUCAUAGUAAACUUUGCUCAAUCGGUCAAUUGUUGUCCAAAUUUCAAUUUUGAAGCUCUCUGAUUGAAGGCUUACGGACUGUAAACACGUAAUCUAAAAACAGCUUCAAACAAUCGUAAUAAAUUUGUAUUCAUGAAAACAAGAAAACAUUUGAUUAAAGCUUGCAUUCUUGCUGAGGGAGUUUGGUUACCAUGGAACAUGUCCUGCACGUGCAAAAAAAGUUUGUAAAUGAAAAAGAAACGGAAGUAAAUAUACAUAGUUUUCCGUAAUACCCUUUGCCCAAAAUGAUUUUGCUUUGGAAGAAUUUAUAAGAAAAACCUAUUAAAUUCCAAUGGAAUGUAUUUUUUCCCACGCUAGGUCACACUAUUUUUGUUUAGCGUUUAUAUAGCGCUAGCAAAACUAAUAAAAAAAGAAAUAAAAAUAAAUUCCAGAUGCCA